CGUUCUUUAUAUUUCCGGGGGAAGUGACGGAGCCGGCUGUCCGCGGACCCCCUUACUGAUUGGUCCGAGGAUAAUACGGCCGCCGAUUGGUCAGUUCUGGCGGGACGCUCGGUCGGUGUUUUUGUUGAAAAUCCGCAGGCCUCCUGUUGAAGCUGGUUUAUCGAGGUCGAUGCGGAGUCUUUGGCUGUAAAUGGUAGCGGUGUUUGUUCUGGCUGGAAAUAAUGUUUUGUGAAAAAGCACUAGAGUUAAUCCGGGAGCUGCAGCGAGCUGCGGACGGCCAGUUACCCGCUUUUAAUGAAGAUGGUGUCAGACAAGUCCUUGAAGAGAUGAAAGCUUUGUAUGAACAGAACCAAACAGAUGUGAAUGAGGCUAAAUCUGAUGGCAGGACAGACCUAAUCCCAACAAUCAAGUUUCGUCACUGCUGCUUGCUCAGGAAUAAGCGCUGUAUUUUAGCAUACCUAUACAACCGUUUAUUGCGGAUUCGGUCAUUAAGGUGGGAAUAUGGAAGUGUUUUACCAUCAGGAAUUCGAUUCCAUUUUGCUGCUGAGGAGACUGAAUGGUUCAACCAAUACAAAAAGUCACUUGCCACAUACAUGAGGUCCAUUGGAGGUGAAGAAGGACUGGACAUAACUCAAGAUAUGAAACCUCCAAAGAGUCUAUUUAUUGAAGUAAGGUGUUUGAAAGAUUAUGGUGAAUAUGAGAUUGAUGAUGGUACCACGGUGCUCCUGAAGAAAAACAGCCAGCAUUUUAUGCCCAGGUGGAAAUGUGAACAGUUAAUUCGUCAAGGAAUCUUGGAACAUGUGCUGUCCUGAGAGCAACAGUUUAAAGAAAACAGCUUUUUUUUUGUGUUGAGACUGGGAGAGCAUCAGUCCGGUGUUGACCUCCAACAACUGGGAGUGAAAAACACAAUAGAGCACUGGUUACUGGAGCAGGGGAGAACUUAGAGAAGUGUGGGUUCCGAAACUACUACUACUCACAAUUAAGUGAACAAUGUCUUCAUUAAAUUUUGUUUUUAAUUGACCCAUUUGUACUCUCUCAACAAAAUGAGUUAAAUCAUAUUUGUAUGCAUUAUUCUGGCAGGAUAUCAAUUUGCAUUUAUAUGGUGCCUUUAACAUGGUAAAACAUCCUAAGGCACUUAAUAGGGGUAUCAGACAAAGGUUUAACUGAGCCAUGAGAUAUUAGGACAGCUGACCAAAAGUUUAAUCAAAGAGGCAGAUAGACAGACAGAACUAGGAAAGGAAUGUCUGAGUUAGGGCCUACACAGCAAAAGUAAUCCAGAGUGGCCAAGAUGCCAGAAUUGGAGGAACACCAAUUUCUUUAAAAACACUUAAUUGAUUGUACUGUAGGAAACACAGCACUCAAUUUGCACAGAAGGUCCCACAAAUUGCAAUAAGAUAAAUAACUAGGUUUUUCUUUUAGUAAUAUUGUUUGAGGGAUAAAUGUUUGCCUGCACACCAGAAAGAAUGACCUUGCUCUUUAUUGACACAGUGCAGUGGGAUGUUUUAUGUUCAUCUGAGAGGUCAGAUGUCCAUUUUAAUGCCGCUUCCGAAAGUACAGGACUCCAUGGCUAAUGACAUUAAUCUGUUAGCUUAGAUUAUGUGCUCAUCUGUAGUGUGGGACUUAAACCCACAAUGUUUUGACAGAGUUGAGAGAGCUACUCAUUGAGCAUUAGCUGACACCAUUGAGCCCAUCUUUUAAAUUCAUCAAGGGCUCUUGAUAUGUUUUAUAUUAGAUUCAAAAACCGAUUAAAUGUACAAGUGGCGCUAAAGCAACACUAAUCUGAUUUUAUUUGCUUCUCAUAAACAACUUGUAGUUUGGCCUAAAAGCUGUGGACUGGCAACAUUGUUUUGCCAUCUAUCAGAGAUCAGAAGCUAUUUUUGAUUUGCCACAGUAAAUUGCUCUGGAUCUCAGAACCAAACUGUAAAAUCUUAAUCCGAUGAUACAUAAUUUGCAAUCUUUGGAAUUUCAUGAAGAGAUCAGAUGUUGCUAUUAGCAUAAUGUUUCAGUGCACUUCCUCACACAUAUCUGGGAAUCUGGUGUUUCAGAGGUAAACAUGGGAAAUGAAGAAGCAUUAACCAUUAUGUUACAGUAAUCAAUUGCUACUAUCACUUGAAAUUUACUUCAGGGUUACAAACCUUGAAAGAAGAAUGUUCUAUUUGCAACAAUUUAAUACGAAGUACUUCCUAUUAUGUUCCCUGCAUAUAAUAUCUAGAGACUUGUAACCAUAAUCUAGGCUGCUAAUCCCAGUACUGAGGGAGUGCACUGUCAGGUUCCAUCUUUUUAGAUGAGACGUAAAAUUGACACGCCAUCUGCCUCCUAGGCAGACAUAAAAGAUCACACAAGCACUAUUUUGAAGAAGAGCAAAGGAGUUCUCCCAGGUGUCCUGGCAAUAUUUAUCCUUCUACCAACAUCACUAUAAAAACAUGACCCGAUCAUUACCACUUUGCUGUUUGUGAAAUCUUAUCAAAGUGACUUCAUGUUUUCCACAUAACAACAGUGCCUAGACUUCAUAAGUGUUUAAUAGUUUGGGUAGUUGUCCUAUGCUCCAUGUUGGUUUCGGGCUGAAUGAGGUUCCUCCUACACUAUUAGUGACUUGGACAUUUAUUCACAACCAAGACCGCAUGGUAAGAAACAUUACUUUCUUCACACAGACUGUUCUGUGACCUGCUCCUUAAGAGUUCCUUGGUCAUCUGAUCUGAUGUCAUGCUUACAUCAUCAUUAACAAUUGCCUAAUUAACAAACAUUAACCAUAGAACACUACAGCACAGAAAACAGGCCAUUCGGCCCUUCUCGUCUGUGCCGAAAUAUUCCGCUAGACCCAUUGACCUGCACCUAGUCCACAACCCUCCAGACCUCUC
This is a messenger RNA of Carcharodon carcharias (great white shark), 2858 nucleotides long. It is a transcript of the gene gins1, whose product is annotated as GINS complex subunit 1 (Psf1 homolog). Bases 222 to 812 code for a protein of 196 amino acids. Gene Ontology annotation, biological process: DNA strand elongation involved in mitotic DNA replication; DNA replication. Gene Ontology annotation, cellular component: GINS complex. The record is from RefSeq and is a predicted model, not a curated record. Lineage: Eukaryota; Metazoa; Chordata; Chondrichthyes; Lamniformes; Lamnidae. The transcript has 8 exons.